Hermetia illucens (black soldier fly) is the source of this 8695-nucleotide messenger RNA. RefSeq lists its product as uncharacterized. NCBI's taxonomy places the organism in Eukaryota, Metazoa, Arthropoda, Insecta, Diptera, Stratiomyidae. The record is from RefSeq and is a predicted model, not a curated record. Gene Ontology annotation, biological process: regulation of DNA-templated transcription. Bases 2032 to 5805 code for a protein of 1257 amino acids. Gene Ontology annotation, cellular component: nucleus. The transcript has 2 exons.
CGCUCGCAUACGCCCAUUUGCAUGUGUUUGUUGGGGCCGCUAAGUCCGGCGGUCGAGUCAAAAGAGUCGAGAGGAAGUCGCAAGCGAGUGACGCUGUUUCGUCACCGAUGCCGUUCGCGUUGUCGUAAUGCGGAGCCGAACGUUACUGCUCCGGCAUUAGACGGACGCGACUGCCGCUUCUCGUGUUCUUUUUGGCCCCCGUUGUUGUUGCUGGCGCGGCUGACGGUGCCGUUGUUAUUGUGUUGUAUUGUGUUUUGUUGUUGCGCUAGUUGUUUUUGGCUGUGGCGCUUUAGUCUCCUGGAUGCGGUUCGGUGGCUGAACGCUCAACGCUGGACGGGCGACACCUGACGCUAACGCGGACUGACUUUGUGUUGGCUUUUGGCUCUCUUCGCGCGCGUUGUCGUUGUCGUCGCCGUCGCUUUGGCCGCUGUCGUUCCCAUUCACGUCCGCGUCACACUUGCUUUUGGUGGUCGCCGAAUUGCGCUGCCGUUUGCGUUUUGAACGCAGUUCAAUCGUUGCGUCCGCCUUGUGGACUUGUCCCGCGUUCUUGCCGCGUCAGUCCGCCAUUUGUUAGGAGAGUCGGACGACAUUAUCGUUUUUGUCACCAGCCAACCAAAUUGCAGACAAUCCUCGGCAACUGAUUUUUUUUCCUGUAGUGUCCCCCUACUGUCACUUGUAAAGAACUCCUGAUCCCAUUUGUGCGAGCGUUCACAGUUGACUAUAAUUCAUCGUCGAUUUCAACAUGCAACAUGUCGCAUCCGCCUCCUGAUGAUCCGUGCCCCUAAGUUCGGGUGACAUCCUCCGACGACGGUGCAUCAGCCCCUCCCGCUGCCGGUCGAGGACGAGGACGAAACAGGAGACUGCCACUGUGCGGUGUCACUGUAUUGCUGUCGCCAUAUCCCGGCAUUGCUGUUGUCUUCUUCUUCGUCCCGUUGUUGUCGUCUUGGUCGCCUUUUUGUCGCUGCUACCGCCUCCCUGUUGCAUCGUCGCCCGUUCCCAUCGUUGUCCAGCUCGGAUUCGGGCCUGCCGCACAACGCCUUGAUCCGGUUCCCAUUCUGUCGCGAAGUGUCAUUGGUCGAGAGACGCUCCCAGCUCCGUGCGACUCAGUAAAGCACCCAAAGACACACAGCCAGGCAUCCGGUCGCAGUAGCAGCCAUUCGUCGAAAUUGAUACCGAGAUUGCAGCCUCAUUUUUUACUACUCUUGGUCUUUUUUUCGCUCGUCCCUCCAGCCUGAAAUAUUCAAAGGAUCACCCGACCAUCUCGACGCUCUGACCAGAUCUUUACACCUGGGCGGUGUGAGUUUGCUUUAUGCCUGUCGCGUAGAGUACCAAGGACGAGAACAUUAAACGCGAGACCUGGUCGCAGGAAGAGACAUCCCGGACAACGUGUAGUACACAUUCAGGAGUUGCGGUCAACAAUUUUUUUAUGUCGCGCCGCGACCGGAUUGACCCGAUUCCACUCAACGACGAGCAAUUAGUGCAAGGAUUUCGGGUGUUUUGUGUGCGUUUUUUUUUUUGUCUUUCUGUUCGAGCCGCGCCAAAUGAAAUUAUUACUGCCGCUCGGGUGAAAAUUUCGGCAACGGAAAAACAACAAAGCAAUCACGGAAAGGAUGUUCUGGUGUUUCCUUCGCACAUUCAAAUUAGAUGAGGAUUUGAAAAGGAUAACAGAGUUUAUGGUUUUUGUCGCGUUGUUUGUGCGAAUUGGUAUGUUCGUGGCUUUACGAAAUGUGCGCACAAUGUGGGCGAAUUUGUAUGACAAUUUUUUUCCCAUUGAAAAUGUUACGGAAAUGAAUGUUAAAUUCUAAUGAAAAUUGAAAUUAUCUUUGAAAACGAAUUGAUGAUCUUGAAAAAUGAUUAAGAAAUGCUCAGUGAAAGUGGUCCUAAGAUAAGCGAAUGAUAAAAGGAUACAACGAGAUAAAACUGAGGGAUUUAUUGCGAGAAAGAUCCAAAAACAAUCAUACGACGAUCAGUUCAUUCUAAAAAUGCUGUACAAAGACUCACCAAAAUCAAACAAAUACAAAUCCAUACUAAAUGAAUAUCCAUCAAAGCAACAAUAAAUUGGACAAAUAUUCCAAAUCAAUCGACGACCACGGCAACGGUCGUAAAUCGGGGAUACAUAGUAAAUCCUCCAGCUUAUCACUGGAUUCGGAAAAGACCGACUACAAUCUCAACAACCUUAGCCACUACGCUAGUGCCCUGAAAUCGUCCCAAAUGGUGAUGUCGCCAAGUAGACGUCCAUCACCACCACGUGCUGCUACACAUCCAAUGAAUAUGCACUUAAGUUCCUUGGCACAUGCCCAGAUGCAACUGCAAUCGCAAAUGCAUCAAAAACUGACCGCCGGCCUACCUCCUCCGAAUCAUAUCAGCUCCUAUUUUCGGAAUCCACCGUCGCCAUGCGGUGCAAGUGGUAACGGAUCAACUAAUGGUCCUUCGAUUAGUUCGGCAACAACAUCAUCGAAUAGUCUAACACAUCAGAGUAAUCCUCUGAAUCAUUUACAAAAUAUGCAGCCUUUCGAUUUUCGAAAAAUUAGUACUGCUGCCUUGAGCUCCUUUCCCCCCGUGAUGGGAGCGACUCGAAUGAGUCCUGAUUUGGCGCAACAUCAUCUACAGCAACACGCUUUAGCGCAGGCAAGAAGAAGGAUGGCGGAGACUUCGUCAGCUUCAAAUGCUGAAAAGAAUGCUCAUCACAGUCUCUUCAGCAUGGCAAUGUCAGGACAUCAUCUUCCUUUUCCACUGCCUCCACCUCCACCACCUCAAGGAUCACUAACAAGCAGUCAAGUUGCUGCCAUGGCUGCUGCAGCUGCAUCGGGAAAUCACCUCCUAUCUUCACCCUUUCCCGGCAUGAACCCGGCUAGCAUGCACAGAGGCCUAUCGCCGUCGGUGUCCUCCGAUCUCAGCAAAGAUUCAGGCUCAAAAUACAAUACCGAAGAGAAAAUAUCCUCAUCGAAUGCAUUAAACUUAAGUCGUGAUUCAAAUAGUACUAGUAAAAGUAGUCCACAUAGUAUACACCAAAGCCAAUCAUCUAUGUCACGCCUAGGAUCAACGAAUACAACAUCUUCGCCUUCGUCAAUGUCAUCGGUUUCAUCACUGCAAAGUCUUCGAAAGACCCAUUCACCAGGUAAACGGCAAUGGGGCUCGCUUCCGGUUAACUUAGGGACUCAAUUCAUCAAUCCAGUAACAGGAAAGAAGCGGGUUCAGUGUAACGUUUGCCUGAAGACAUUCUGUGAUAAGGGAGCGCUCAAGAUACACUUUUCGGCCGUCCAUUUACGAGAGAUGCAUAAAUGUACAGUCGAAGGAUGUAGUAUGAUGUUCAGCUCAAGACGUUCCCGCAAUCGACAUAGCGCCAAUCCAAAUCCGAAGCUACAUUCGCCUCAUCUUAGGAGAAAAAUCUCUCCGCAUGACGGAAGAAGUGCGCAGCCACAUCCUCUGUUGCUUCAACAUCCCAUGGCAGGAGCACUGAAUCCACUGAAUCCGUUUGGGUCCUUCCCACUGCUCACACCUCCUCCAGACAUGCGCCACCAUCCAAUUCCUGGUAUCGACUUAAAACAUGGACAACAUGGUUUCCUACCUCUUUCCUCACAUAUGGAUGAGACUAGUCGCAUGCUCAAAUAUGAAGAUCAUCACAUGCAACAGGAUGACGACGAUGAUGAUGAUGAUCCAGAUGGAAUUGUGGUUGUUGGCGAAGAAACCGAUAAUAUUUUUGAUAAGUCCAUCUCUGAUGAUUACAAUACGGAAAGCGAGGACCAACCAGCAGAUUUUAGCUUAUCAAAGCCGAGGAAACCAUCAAUCGGAUUAUCCGAUUUUGACGAUAAUCAUAGUAAUGCUGAGAGUAAUGAGGAUUCGUUAAGUAUCGCUGAUUCGUACAGCGUGAAAGAAGAGCAAGAGGUAGCUCCGCCGUCAAGCAAGCGUAAACGAAAGAACCAAAAUCCAACUCGUUGCACCGUUCAGUCCAUAAGUCAUUCUGCUGAGAAUUCAUCUGAUGAGUUCGAUGUGGCCGACCUAUCGCUUAAGCCUUCUAGACUGCAGGAAGCAAACAGCAACAGCAAGAGUGAGCGAGCUGAAGACCUUACAGUCAGGCAUCAACGAACUGACUUAGUAGCGAAUUUAUCUAGUAAAGAAGAUACGUCUAAUGAGACUCCGAAAGUUCUACCAUCACCACCCCUUACGCCUUCAUUGGAUCGACCACCAAGGAUAAAAUCAGAACCACGAGAUGAGGAAGAUAUGAAUGAGAAAGAGCGGGAUGGCAAAGAAUUGUCGAAGGAGCAGUCUGAAUCAGUGUUUCACUCUAAAAUCAAAGAGGAACCAGAAGAUACUGCUGGAGUUGGUGAGGAUCAUGAAAUUGGUGAAUCGAGUGAACGUGACAAUGAAAUCAAUGAUGAGCCCGAGAAUCUUACAUUGGAUCUAUCGCAAAAACGCGAGCAGUCUCCGAGACCACGAUCACAGAGCGGACAUUCUCCAAAUAAAAAGUUUAUUUUGAAUGAUAUGGUCAAUAAAAAGCUUGCGAAGGAUAAUUGUUUCAGCAUGGAUCAUUCUCCAAGGAAUGACAGUGAUGAUUGCGAAGAAUCACAUGAAGAGCAUGCCCCGAAGCAAAUGAAAAACGGCAGCAACUAUUCACAAGAAAGGACUGAAAGACAUCGGUCUGAUGAUAUUACUGAUCCUAGGCAGGACAACACGGAUCAUCUCUUGGACAAUAACAAUCAAAUUAAGGUUUGCAAGAAGGAAUUAUCUGGAAAGGUAUCUUCUCCUGAAGGAUCGGCCAAAUAUCAGCAGAACUGUGAAGAUCUUUGCAAUAAAAAUGAUUGCCAGAUGAACGAUCCGCUGGGCAGACUAGAGCAAUUAUCGCAUAGAAACCUUGGAGAUAUUAUGACGCCAAGUACUGGACUUGAGAACCUACCCAAGGAUCGUAUUGAAAAUUCAAAGCACAGGGGUGGAAACGAUUCGGCAGCUGAAAACCUGUCCCGAACCAAUGCUCACACUCCUGAUGAAAUUUGUCAUGAAUCUGAAGAGCUUAGUGAUGACAAUUUCGAAAAUGGAGAGGAUUAUGGCGAUCUUGUGCCUAUUGACAAGGACAAUCCUAGAAAAUGUACCGCCUGUGGUAAGGUCUUCCUGAAUCACUUCGGGGUGAAAAGUCAUUAUCAAAAUGUACACUUGAAAUUGCUGCAUAAAUGCAACAUAGAUGGCUGCAAUGCUGCAUUCCCGUCUAAGAGGAGCCGUGAUCGGCAUAGCUCGAAUUUGAAUUUGCAUAGAAAGCUACUAUCGACAGGUUCGGAGGAUAAUUUUGACGAGCCGCAAUCUGGAAAUAACACGAAGCCUUUUGGAGGACUACCAGGAUCCAUUCAUGCAGAAUUUCUGGCAAGAUUAUAUGCAGGCUCGCAGCGAAUGCCGCCGAUAAGUUUCGAAGCGUUGAAAAAUAGCUUUCCCGGUGCUCAGGGUCUAGGAGAUGGGUUCCUUGGGGGUGGAGAUCAACGUUUUUUCGCAGGGAUAAACCCGCCACCGAAUCCUUUACUGUUCCCAGGACUUGGAGGAAUUGGCGCGUUUCCGUUUGCCCCGCAUCUGCUACCCAAUCCAUUCAAUGGAUUGAAUCCUUUCUGUCGCCGACCAUCAACUGAUUCUAAUUCACCCAUGUCAGCCUGUUCGCCACCUCGGCCUCCCUCCUCUGGUGAAAGGCCUACUGGAUCAACUUUGCCAUCACGUAACCGAAUACCUUCGCCUCUGUCGCAGCACAAUUCGGAUGAUGGUCGCACCAGUCCUUCAAUCGCUGAGGAUCUGCAUAAGCCCCGCUUCACCCCUGAUCGGGUGUCAUGACACUGUGCCUCACCGAACCUAGGACUGAUGUACUCCUCUUCCAGGUACUUAUCGCAGUAAGGGUGCCAGCGCCUGGCACUUUAGAUCCAAUCGGAUUUGUGAUUCGAUCAGUGAUAUUCUAAUCAGUACUAUUAUGAUCAGCGUAGAGACGGGAUGAGUCAAAAUAUAUAAAUGUAUCAAUGCUGCUUUGGAAUGAUUUUAGUCCUUUGAUAUGAAGUAGCUCAUAGAGUGUUAAGUGGAAUUUAGUCUAUUUAUCAUGGUAGCAUGUAUAGAAUCAAGUGCAAUAUAGUACGAUUAACGUUUUAAGAGUUCUGGUAAAAGUAAAGUUAUUGAUUUGUGGAUGUUCUGUUUCUGUAAAUACUUGGCUUCGUAGCUUCUAAGAUCGUUUUAGGAUCACGAAAUUUGCCCAAAUAGCGAAACUUUUGGAAUUGCCAAAUGUUGCGUCAUCGCUGGGCUGGUUUAGAUACUCAGACGCUUACCUAAAAGAUGAUCUUGCAACUUUUUUCCUUAAAAAACAUAUUUUCAAAGAGCCAACGAUUACCGCAUGGACUAUGUAAGAAAAUAUUUUUAAAAGCUCAUUUCGACAUUCAUCUGCAACGACAAAUAGCAAGUUGUAAUUCCGCGAUUCCGUAGCUAUUGCGGCGCGUUUCCAGAAAAUAUCAUGGUCACCUCGAUCACGAUUUUCUCCGGUGGCUUUUGUUAUCGCAACGAUGUCGUCGUCCACUAUGUGGCACGAUCACUGAAAUCCAAUGAAAUGCUCCUUAGACAUGGGAACCAUGAUCUUAGUGGCACUAUCUUGAAGAAGAAAAAAAUGCUUUAAACUCUAUGUCAGCUUAUCUCCAUGGAGCGAUCUUGCACAGUUUGACCCUUGCAUAUCUAGACACCGGCUGUGACGCGGAAUCAGACCGUGGCUCUUAUGCAAGACCCCCAAAAGUCAAAUUGUUUAAUUUCAAACAGUUUUGCAGAAAAUUCAAUUUCAAAGAUGCACAAAAAACGUUGGUCAUCAAGAGUAACAGUUUGACAAGAUUAAGUUGGAGUCAGGAAAAAAACGCAAUGUUACUACGUCGUUCUACUAUCGAUUAACCCCUGAAUUGGGUCCAGUGAGGAAAGUUCACUUAGUUCAGCUUGAAACAUUUCACGGAUCAUUGAGACCAUAAUCCGAAUCGAGAGCUUCUGAUUUCAGUCAAAUUUCCCGCAUCUUUAGCAAGGACUGACCCAGGCCAUUUUCUCCUGAAGUUUGGGCCAGAAAGACAUAGGCUGCCCACAGUCUCUUGCAGCUAACAAAGGCCAUCAGUAGCUUCAGUCAUAACGAAUGUGACCGUGUUCCCAGGGUUAAACGACGUGAUCAUGCUGUGAACUAAACUAACUACUCAAAGAUAGAAGAGUGAUUUUCAAUUUUUAGCCCAAAAAACAUGAUCACUGGACACAACGCGCAAACGCUUAAAUCUAAAAAUUUCAGUAACGCUCAAUCGUUUUAUGCAAUCGACGAUCUCCGAUCACAAAAAAAAAUUUAUAUAUGACGCUAUCUUGCGCUACUCAAUAAGGUUAGAUAGUUUUUUCCUCGGUAUCUUUUCUGCUGCCAACAAAAAGAUAUAUUUUCAGUAAAAGUGUUUGACGAAUGCGAACGGCCUUCAUGCCUACUGACCGUUUAUGGACAAACCCCAUUUUGUUUUCUUAGAUAAAAUUGUUGCGUUUUUUUCGCUACGUGCUCCUCGUCUUCUUCUGCAAAGCAACAAACACUUGCACAUUUUGAAUAUAAAUAAAACUGACACGAAUUUGUAUCAUUUAGAAAAGUCCUUCGAUCUUUCUUCUACUUCCAAAGUGGAUAAAUGCGCGUGAAAUUGGUUGCACGUUUUCAUUUUCAUGGAAUGUAUCUAUAGAUAAAAUUGAAAAGAAUUGUUCAACGAAAAUAAUGCACUCAAUUUGGUUUGUGAUGUGAAGCAAUUCAAUGGAAACGUUCAGGAAUUAAACUGUUUACACGAAAACUUAAUUGAUUUUUAUCUUUGUUGCAAUCUUUUUAGAGUGAGUGGUCCAUUUGCGCGAUUACAUCAAUCAUAUCAAUUUGUAAAACAUCAAAAUCUAUAAAAUAGUAAGCAAAAAAAGUAACUUAAAAUCGAUAAGAUAAUGAUCAAAAGGACAUUGAAAUCAAGUUAGAUUUUUUUAAAAAUAUCCAAAAAAGCAGAUUUAGAUUUACAUUCUGCAGUGCUCAAUGUUAAAAAUAUACUUUUCAUCUUUCAGGUGCUACAAUUUCGGUUAGAAUUUUUAAUUGUUCAGAUAAUAUAAAAUUACUUAUAUUUCAACUUAUCUUGUAUAUAAAAGAAUGAAUAUCAUCUAGAUUUCUCCCUAUCUGAAGCGAGAAAUACUAAACUGUAUAAAAUCAUAGUAAAACUAAAAAAAUGAAAUAAAAUAAAAUAAAAUAAAAAUAAUUUAAAAAAUUGUGAAGAAAAUACAAAUAAAUAAAAUGAAAAUAAACCUUUAGAUAAGUAAUUUUAUUAGCUAAGAUUUAUCCAAUGAAGAUUCUUAAAAAGGAUUAGAACCCACGAUUUUGCUCCAGUUUUAAAUAAUCUUUAGAAUAAUUUUUAAUAUUUGAAAAAAGCAGAAACAAAAAAUAUAUAAAAGAAAUGCAAAUUUGAACUUAAUAUUUCCUUUAUGGUUGCUUUUUUCUAAUUAUUGGACCUCAUUAUUUUUAAUCGGAUCGUAUUUAAGAUUGUAAUAGAUUAUUAUUGUAGCAUAUAUAGAUAUAUUGAAUAUUACUGAAUAGUUUUAUGUUUAGAACUUAUUAUAAUUAACAUAUGGAAGGAAGAAGAGUUAGAUAUUAUUAUAUUAAAGUAAUUAUAUAUAUAUAUAUAUUAAUAAUAUUAAAAAUUAUUCAGAAGAAUGAAUACGAACG